CACUGAUUUAUAUUUUCCCUUGUCAAAGGACUGUUAAUAUUUUAAUCAUUUAAGCACUCCGAUCGCUACAUUUACAAAGUGCUUUGGUGAGUUGUAGUACAGACACCCGACAGGAUAAAAAGGAUUAUAAAUACAUUGAACAAUGACAUCGGCCUAAUAAUAGGAUAUUAUGGCUAAGUUUGAACGAACAAGGUCAUGGUAGUGGUAUCCUUGGACACAACAAUAUUGUGCGAUUGAUAACUAGAGUAUGCUUGUUCCUACGGUUGCUCAGUACCAUCAGACGACCAUAAUCGGUGCUUAUUUCUCUCAAAGAUGUUAUUUGGAACGCCACAAGCACAUUCACGUAGAGGUGGUUUUGGAGGACACAUCUGAAAAAAGUGAGAAAAAAGAUUGAAAUGGUUCAACAUGUGGCACUGAGUUAACACAAAACCAUAGUUUACAAACAAACACUGAGAGUUUUUUUCUUUGUGACUGUUCAAAGAAGAUAAAUAUGUCACAGAAUGGGAGUGACGAAGUGAAGCAAUUCAGGUGUGAAGUAUGUUCCAUUGACUUUAUGGAUAACCAGCAUUUACUGAGCCACAUGAAAAAACACAAGGGCGAGAAACCAUUUACAUGUGAAACAUGUGGCGCCGGAUUUUCUCAGCGAUGUCAUUUACAAUACCAUGUGCGCAGACACACGGGUGAGAAACCAUUCAAGUGUGAGACCUGUGAUGCAGCUUUUGCACAAGGAACUGAUUUACGAAAACACAUACGAAUACACACAGGGGAGAAGCCAUACAAGUGUGAUUCAUGUGAUGCGGCUUUUACUCAAAAGCAACACUUAAAAGGACACAUGAGGAUACACACUGGAGAAAAACCAUACAAGUGUGAGACAUGCAGUUCAGCUUUUGCACAUAAAAGCCAUUUACUGUUACACAUGACAAAACACACUGGUGAGAAGCCAUACAAGUGUCAAAUCUGUGAAAAUGGUUUUAAUCAAAAGUCAUAUUUACGAGUUCACAUGAGACUUCACACAGGAGAGAGGCCAUACAAAUGUGAGACAUGUGAAGCAGCUUUUAAUAAUAACUAUCUUUUAAAGGCUCACAUUCGAGUACACACUGGAGAAACACCGUUCAAGUGUGAAAUGUGUGCUAAGAACUUCUAUUCAAAGGCAAAUUUACAGGUUCACAUGCGUGUUCACACAGGGGAGAAGCCAUUCAAGUGUGACACAUGUGGCGAGGCUUUUAAUCAAAACCUUCAUUUGCUAGCGCACAUGAGAACACACACUGGAGAAAGGCCUCACAAGUGUCUUAUCUGUGAAAAAGGAUUUUCGCAGAGUACUCAUUUAAAGGUUCACAUGAGGCUCCACACAGGAGAGAAGCCGUACAAGUGUGAGACAUGUGGUGAAGCUUUUGUUAGGAAAAUUGUGUUAAAAAGACACAUGAAACUUCAUACAUAAAAGAAGGCAUUGCAGUUUCAGUUUACUCUUUGUUUGGAAUUUAUUAUAGCAUGUAUAAUUAUGCAUUUGCAGCUCGGCUGUUUUUUCAAAGAAAAAAGUUGAGUGAUUGUGGUUACGAGCCAUGGUGUUGUCUUCGUCAUGUAAGGUUGGCCUUAACUCCAAAAAUAUUAAGGGUACUCAAUUGCAUGUUGCCAGAGAAGGUACCGGGUAUUAACCAGUGCAUCAAUGCUCAUAAAAAACUCAUUUGAAUAGUUGUUGAGUUAUGCCGCUUUUUAGACAAAAAACAUGACGGUGUUUCCACCAGACCAUAUUCAUUCAUUCUGAUGACUGUUGGAGGAAAGACAAAGAAAAAAAUCUAUAUAAAACAUCUAUGAUCUAGUGUAGUAGGAAUUUGUCAUUUAUUUUUUAAAAUACACAUGUUUAGUGAUUUCAUGUACAUUUUCUACUGAUGUUAACACCCACACAGUUUUUAAAGGACUCAUGUUUUGGCACCAAAAUAUUUUAACCCCGGCAAUGCAUCUGAAAACACUUAUAUUAUGAAUUUUUUUCUCUUUGAUACCGAUAUUAAAUCUAUUUUACUCUUAGGUAUCAAAAUUGCAGAAGAAAUACACUUAAAGAUAAAGUAUAAAAAAAAUCUGUUUUAAUGGGAUGCGAUCCCAAGCUGUAACAGUCAAGGGAAAAUUAGAGACUGGCCAACAAAACAUUAAUCCCAAAAGGAUUUUACACAAACAUAAGGAUAAAUUAACCGUCCAGGCUUUUCUUGAACCAUGUUGCUUACACUAUUAAAAAUCGUGGGCUUUAAAGAUAAUAUAUGAUCAUAUAUCAACAUUUGUUGAAGUGUUCCAGCCAUUAGCAUCUUAGUUUUAACCCCCUAAUGAUUUACCAUACUUUAUUUUGUCAUACAAAGAUUAAGUGCAUUUUACAAAAACAUAAUAAAUUCCCUUUAAACAUCUUUGAUAUUAUUUUCUUCAGGUGUGGAUUCAAACCACAACCACCAAACUAUGUUAAAAUAGUUCAUUCCAAUAUUCUGAGGUUAUGACAACUCUUUAACCAGUGUUAAACCCUCAGUGAACUGUGUUUUACUGACAGUUUCAAGGCAGGAACUCCAUCAUGUAUCGAUAAAACUAUCUUUAUGCAUUUGUAGUCUGUGUGUGGUGUUCCACAAUGCACAUUUUAGUUUGUGUAUACUAUUCUGUAUAUUUUAAGCCCUGUCUAUGUACUUCUUAACAGGGUUUCUUCUUUAAUAUUUGACUAGAUGGGUUGUCCCAUUAGUUUUCCAUAUAUUUAAAAAGAAAUAAAUAACCAUUAGUACAUAUUAAAUGGAGAUGAUACAAUAAAAUUAUUAAAAUAUAUGUAUACACUUGUUUUUCAGUGUUCAAUGUCGAUGAUUAAAACAUGAUGUAUGAAUCAUUUAAGUUUGGUGUGUUAGAAAAGUGGUUCGUUUUAGUGAAGGGUAACAGUGUUAAUGAUUUAAGUAUGGUGUGUUAGUCAAGUGGUUCUGUUCAAUACGGGGUUACAAUGUUAAUGAUUUAAGUAUGAUAUGUUAGUCAAGUUGUUCUGUUCAGUAAUGGGUUACAAUGUUAAUGAUUUAAGUAUGAUGUGUUAGUCAAGUGGUUCUGUUCAGUAAUGGGUUACAAUGUUAAUGAUUUAAAUAUGAUGUAUUCGUCAAGUGGUUCUGUUCAGUAAUGGGUUACAAUGUUAAUGAUUUAAGUAUGAUGUGUUAGUCAAGUUGUUCUGUUCAGUAAUGGGUUACAAUGUUAAUAAUUUAAGUAUGAUGUGUUAGUCAAGUUGUUCUGUUCAGUAAAGGGUUACAAUGUAAAUGAUUUUUGUAUUUAUGAUGGGUGGAUUACCUAAGAUUAGAAAUAUUUCCGAAAUCAAUUGUAGUUACUUCCCUUUGAUUUGUACCUCAGUAACAGCAAACUAUACAAACAAUGAUAAUAUGAUAUGAAAACCGUUGCACGUGUUAAAAUAAAAAU
Mya arenaria is the source of this 3414-nucleotide messenger RNA. Its product is annotated as zinc finger protein 239-like. The record is from RefSeq and is a predicted model, not a curated record. Lineage: Eukaryota; Metazoa; Mollusca; Bivalvia; Myida; Myidae. Bases 491 to 1438 code for a protein of 315 amino acids. Gene Ontology annotation, biological process: regulation of transcription by RNA polymerase II. The transcript is spliced from 3 exons. Gene Ontology annotation, molecular function: RNA polymerase II cis-regulatory region sequence-specific DNA binding; DNA-binding transcription factor activity.